AUGUCGCAAAAAUCCGACAAGUCAGCACUGCCGAGGCCCAGAGCAGAGAAAUCCGGACCUGUUUUACGACCCGAGCCGGCGGAGAAGUCAGUAACUGUCACUGAAGACUUCAGUUCAUGGGGCAGCGAGAAAAUCCUUGGAUACACCCAGCAACGCCGCAAUGACUCGAUCAGCGGAAGAACCCUACGGUUGUCUGCUCCGACGGCUCGAGCCAGGUCCCGCAACCAUGACUGCUUCCGCCAACUUCGGGAGAUGACGGCAAAAUUGGUCAGGGAUGACCGGAAGCAAUAUUGGGCUGAAAUAGCGACCUCCAUGGAACAGGCGUCGAACUGUGGAGACACUCAAAAUCUCUACCAUUUAAUCCGCGAAGUUAGCGGUAAGCCCUCUACACUGAGUGACUCUGUUCGCGAUGUGAACGGCGGCUUUAUUGUUGACAACUUGGUCAACGUCGAGCGCUGGCGUGAGCACUUUCACCACCAUCUCAAAUUCGAUACUCAAUCUACCUAUCUCUUGAUCUCCUCUACAGCAGAGUUUCGUCCCCUUCCUACCUAUGCAGUGCCAUGCGACCCCCCCUCUGAAGGAGAAGUCGCCAAUGCCAUACGAAAGUUGCGCAACAAUAAGACACCCGGAGAAGACGGUAUAGCCGCUGAAAUCUUCAAGUCUUGUGUCGACACUCUGGCACCCUGGCUUAAUGAGUUGAUUGAACGAGCGUGGAUAGACGAGGUUGUUCCUGAUGACUGGGACUUAGGUAUCCUUGUACCUAUCCUCACGGAGGGAGAUAAUACGAGAUGCGAGAACUACCGCGGCAUAAGUCUCAUCGACGUUGCUGCGAAGAUCUUCGUUAUUGUCCUACUCAGGCGAUUCCAGGCUGUGCGUGACUCAAGGACGAGGCCCAACCAAGCCGGAUUUCGUGCUGGACGUGGAUGCGCAGACCAUAUGUUUACAUUGAGACGAAUUCUCGAACUUUGCCAUAGCUACCAUCAACCGACGGCUGUCUGCUUCAUUGACUUUGCCGCCGCGUUCGACUCCGUUCACCGUGUGUCCCUGUUGCGGAUAAUGGCGCUAGAUGGUGUACCGGCAAAUAUUGUCGCAAUGACCAAGGCCUAUUAUCGGUCCACUACUGCAAGUGUCCUGGUCCGCAACAAUCUUUCCUAA
Messenger RNA from Spirometra erinaceieuropaei, 1155 nucleotides. Lineage: Eukaryota; Metazoa; Platyhelminthes; Cestoda; Diphyllobothriidea; Diphyllobothriidae. The record is from the annotation of a GenBank genome assembly.